Messenger RNA from Tremella mesenterica DSM 1558, 1597 nucleotides. RefSeq lists its product as uncharacterized. Lineage: Eukaryota; Fungi; Basidiomycota; Tremellomycetes; Tremellales; Tremellaceae. Gene Ontology annotation, molecular function: pyridoxal phosphate binding. Bases 1 to 1467 code for a protein of 488 amino acids. The transcript has 20 exons. The record is from RefSeq and is a predicted model, not a curated record. Gene Ontology annotation, biological process: biosynthetic process.
AUGGGUUCUUUGGUACAUUCGGCCACUCAGUCGAUGAAGCACACGAUCAAGGAUAUCAAAAUAGAAACGGACUCGGAAGCUCACCAGAUCUUACGAGAAUACGUAGGAAAUCAGUCUACUUUGACGGGAUCGGAUGCAGAACCUAUCCCAGGGAUUCGACACCCAGGAGCGACAGGCGUCAUAUACUGCACUGACCGAGCGCAAGCAAAUGGGUUCUCGCCCGAAAAUGAAGAAUGGGCAAACUUGGGACAAGGUGCUCCUCAAGUCGACGAUUUGCCGGGUGCGCCACCACGAAUCAAGUACAUCGAUCUGGCGGAGUACGGGGAUUUGGUGAACGAGUACGCUCCUACCGUGGGGGUCAAAGAACUUCGCGAGGCCGUUGCGAAAUUGUACAAUGAGGAGUAUCGCAAAGACAAGCCGAGUCAGUAUACCUACGAAAAUGUCUGUAUAGUCCCUGGCGGAAGAGCAGGUAUGGCCAGGGUGGCAGCUGUGAUCGGUGAUGUCUACUGCGGCUAUCAGAUCCCAGAAUACACAACUUAUUCCGAAGUCUUGAGUGUCUUCAAAAGACUUGUACCUGUCCCAACUGCUCUGAGUGCCGAAGAUAAAUAUCGUCUCAACAUCGAUCAGCUAAAGAGGGAAGUGAACAACCUUAGCUUGAACGUUGUGGUGGCUUCCAAUCCUCGUAAUCCCACCGGCCAGUUUAUCGGUGGUAAAGACCUCGAAGAUCUGGUCAGGCUCAGUAGAGACAAGACCACCAUCAUUCUGGACGAGUUUUACAGUUGGUAUCUAUACCCCGACUCCCCAGCCGAUCUGGGCAAAAGUCUCAGCGGGGCGCAGUACGUUGAGGAUGUUGAUGAAGACCCAGUGGUCAUUAUUGAUGGUCUCACCAAAGGUUUCCGUCUACCCGGUUGGCGUGUGUGUUGGGUGGUGGCGCCAAAGAGCGUCAUUAGUGCUAUCUCUCAAUCUGGGUCUUUCCUGGACGGAGGAGCUUCACACCCGUUGCAGAUGGCUGCGAUUCCUCUGCUGGAGCCUGCCCGUGUGCAGCAGGACAAGAUCGCUCUUCAGAAAGCUUUCCGGAUCAAGAGAGACUUUGUCCUAGCUCGAUUGGAGAAGAUGGGUCUGAAAGUCCCUGUCCCACCACAAGCUACAUUCUACAUCUGGCUCGAUGUCUCUGGUCUACCUGCGCCACUGGACAAUGGCCUUGUUUUCUUUGAGGAGCUGCUCAAGGAGAAGACCAUCUGUGUCCCUGGUUUGUUCUUCGACAUCAAUCCUUCUCAACGUCGCAACCUGCUCAAAUCGCCGUGUCACCAUUUCGUCCGCUUGAGCUUCGGACCCGACAUGAAGACGCUUGACAGAGGAAUGAACGCCAUUGAACGUGUGUUGGAGAAACACAAGAGCCACGGACAUCUCAUGAACAAGGAUCUCAUUAGAUCUCCCACUAUGAAAACCCCCGGUACCGACCACUAACACCGGUAAUGACGGCACUUGCAUCUUCAUGACAAAACAUGAUAUGACCCCUUGUAUAUAAUGUCAGACAAAUCAUCAACGUUAGCCUCACUACAGUACAGAUACACAUGCACCAUGCUAUGACUUGACA